Messenger RNA from Populus nigra (black poplar), 1478 nucleotides. RefSeq lists its product as uncharacterized. NCBI's taxonomy places the organism in Eukaryota, Viridiplantae, Streptophyta, Magnoliopsida, Malpighiales, Salicaceae. Gene Ontology annotation, biological process: positive regulation of DNA-templated transcription; regulation of transcription elongation by RNA polymerase II. Gene Ontology annotation, cellular component: super elongation complex. Gene Ontology annotation, molecular function: transcription elongation factor activity. The record is from RefSeq and is a predicted model, not a curated record. The transcript is spliced from 3 exons. Bases 202 to 1155 code for a protein of 317 amino acids.
CAACCCAACCGAAUAUGCACUCUCUCACUCGCAAAUAUCCGUCGCCCUCCGUCUUCUUCCCAGAAAAGAAAAAGGAAACCCUACAGCUCACAACACAAUAACACCCUCUCUUCCUCCAUCCCUAUGAGGUAGCGUAGGAAGAGCGGUACUGUACUUCUGGUACCCAUUACUCAAAGACAGAUCUUGCCAUGUGAGCAAAACAUGGCCAAUAAUUCCAAAGAAGAGCCAAAAAGUGCUCCACAACCAGAUCGGUGGUACAAUCUAGCCCUAGGCCCUUCAUUUAAAGAGCAAUCCUCCAAUAAGUUCUGCACUCUGCGAUACGAAUUUAAGCCAGCUUCGAUUGACAAAACCAAGCCUGGAUUAUUCCACAAGAACAAAGACAAUCGAGUUUCGGUUGAGUUUCAGAACAAUCAAUUAGGCAAAUCGAAAGUCACUUUUGAAGGUAGCAGCGAGGAUUAUAAAGAAAACGAUGCCGUUCUGUUUUUCGAUGGCCAGACUUUUCGAUUGGAGCGCCUUCAUCGGUCUGUUAAGCAGCUCAGGCACCUAAGAUUGCCUGGUGAAUCCGCUGCAGCGGCUUCUGCUCAAUCUAUGCUGGCUGUGGAGGCUCCCGGCUUGUCUCCUCCUGUUGGGAAGGGUGCGAAGCCUGUUCAGAUUGGGCGAAGUGCAUUUCCUACUGUGCCUGUUGAGGUGGAACGGAUUGAUGUCGGCGAGCCACAUGCUUUAGGUACAAAAGCAGCCAAUGAGGGGAUUACUGAGCAUCCAACCCAUGUACCAAAUGUAUCAACUUCCUCACCAAGCCCUAAGAAUGAUGAAGCUGAAGAACAUCAAGACAUAGACAUCGAGGACAUUUUUGGUGCUGGCUCACCUGAUGAUGGGAAUGCAACUGAAGAAAAAGUUGAUGUUGACUUUGAUAUGCAUGCACCACAGCAAAACAACACUGAUGAUGAGAUUGCUGAUGUGGAUGAUAAUGGCGAUGAAGCAGACAAGGGUCUCAAUGCUGCAGAAGCCCUUAGAGCCCAGGAGAAUGCAGAUGAGAGAGAUGAGCAGACUUCCAGUUCUAGUAGUAGCAGUGGAAGUGGAAGCAGCGGUAGCGGGAGCGGGAGCAGCAGCAGUGACAGUGAAGGCAGUGAUGAAGAUUCUGUCAACUCUAUUUGAAAGUUAAAGCAACUCUCAAGAAACAUCUAAAUACUAUCAAGCGGGUACCUGCAAAAUUAUAACAAAAGCUAAAAGAGUUCACAUUUUACUGUCGAAAUCCACAGUAAAAUUUAUUAUUUUACCCUUGAUUGAUAAAAUCAUCCAGGGAGAUCUUGUGUUUUUGUAUUUUUAUUGCAAAGUGUAAUUAUUUCAUUGCCCUUAAAAGUAAGAAAUAUUAAACUUGGGUAAACGGGCUUUGACUUACUUUAAAACAAUUAAGUUAUUUCAUUAUCUUUAGAAUUAAAAAAGGUUGUGCCCUUGAUAUAGGGUUUUUUUGUCUUUUA